Cetraspora pellucida is the source of this 191-nucleotide messenger RNA. NCBI's taxonomy places the organism in Eukaryota, Fungi, Glomeromycota, Glomeromycetes, Diversisporales, Gigasporaceae. The record is from the annotation of a GenBank genome assembly.
CAGUAGAUCAAAACCCAAAAUCAUUUAACUACUUGUUGAGCAUGAAGAGUGAAGAAAUACCAAAAAAGGAAGCAAAAAUGAAAGGAAUAGAAAGAGGUGGAAAUAUAGAAAACAUGGAUAUAGUUUAUGUUAAAAUGAAGAGACAACAAUAUGAAAUGAAUAGUGACGAAGAAGCCAGCACAAAUCUAAGU